Aphanomyces invadans is the source of this 948-nucleotide messenger RNA. RefSeq lists its product as hypothetical. Bases 1 to 948 code for a protein of 315 amino acids. Lineage: Eukaryota; Oomycota; Saprolegniomycetes; Saprolegniales; Verrucalvaceae. The record is from RefSeq and is a predicted model, not a curated record. The transcript has 4 exons.
AUGGUCACUUGGAGCAUUGCCGAAGACCACGCAGCUGCGUGCAGCGACGACCAAGCCAACCACGUCGACAACGCCGCGCUGCGCCUCCAAGGUCCGUCCCUCAUCAUGGACAGCGGAGCCUCGUCGCACAUGACCGGCGACCUCUCGUUGCUCCACAACACCAAGGGCGAGCUCCGCAUCCAGUCCAAUACAACGGGCAAGACGGCAGUUUUCCAAGACACGCUGCACGUGCCAACGCUCCUGAAGUCGCUACUAUCAAUCUCGCAGCUCGCGCGGUCCAACCCGAGGGCUCAAGUGGUCUUUUACGACAACGCCAUGGAUAUCGUGGUCGGUCCAGACGUCUCGAUCCAAGCCGUUACCAAUGAAACGUACGCCACGUUCGUCCACCGGCUCCAAGAGUGCGUCCGCAAGCUCUUUGGAGCUGGCGACAUGACCCCCGAGGCCGACCGCAUCUUUGAUGCCAAGGUCGACUCGAUCCUAGAGCACAUUGCCAAGAAUGACCCCGAAUACUGCUCCUUGAUCGGCGUGAUCAAGUCCGUUGAAAUUGUUGCCUAUCGGAUGGCCCACACGUCCAAGACCAAGGCCAGAGCGCCCAAGGUUCGUGGCACCGACCAAGUCUAUCACACGGAGGCCGGUGACAAAUUCUGCGAAUGGAAAGGCCACGACCUCAGCGAGUGCCGCAACAAGGAGCGCGAUGAAGCCAACGCCAGCCAACGCCAAAAACGCAGAGGCAACCCGUGGUGCGGCGGCAACAUGCCCGUCGUGGUCGUGGCAGACAUGGUCGCGGCGGUCGCGGCGAUCAAGUUAACUACGUACGCGCACACGUACAGUGACUACGAACAAGACGGCCACUAUGCGCACACGUACGAUCGCUACGAGCAAGACGAUUUGUUCACGAUCGAAGAAGCCACAUGCAUCACAUACGUUGACACGGUCGAACCUUUUUGA